Messenger RNA from Cuscuta campestris, 1051 nucleotides. Lineage: Eukaryota; Viridiplantae; Streptophyta; Magnoliopsida; Solanales; Convolvulaceae. The record is from the annotation of a GenBank genome assembly.
CUGAGGCAUCUGAUAAUCGAUUGACAGGUCAUGAUAAUCGAUUAUCAACGGAGAUUUUUCAAAAAUCUGACCGUUGCAGAGACGUUGGAGAGCAGUUAAUGCCUUGUUUGACCAUACCAACGAAUCUCUACACCUCCUCCACUAUAUAUUGGUGAUAUCUACUCCAUUUUUACUCAUUCCAAUCAUCUCUUCUCCAUAUAUUCAUCAUAAUUCAUCAUUCUUGCUCCUAUUCUUCAUUUCUUUCAAAAAUUUCUGCAAUCUCUCUUGUUGCAAUGGCAGGCGGUCAAAGAAAGCGUUCCCGCACCAGCAAGAACGUUGCCUCCUCCUCGGCUCCUCCACCAUCGGCGCACAAGUACCUUGACGGGUCGUUUCUUUGGUUCAACGACCGCGAAGAGGCUACAAGGUUCUCGGAGAAGUUUGAGCAUCGGGAAAUUCUCCCUCCCCGAUUCUCCACCGCCCGCUUCAUUCAUGACUCCAUUCCACGCGAAGCACGGGUUAUCCUUGAACGUGGAAACUUCCUCGAUCUCCUCUACAUCAAGAAGGUCAAUUAUCAACCUUUUCUUGUUCGAGCUUUCUAUUCGAACCUGAAAAAGGAUGAGGACGGAUCGUUGAUUUCAAACGUCAACGGGGUGGACAUUUAUUUGAAUGAAGAGAACAUUCAAAUCCUCACCGGGCUUCGUCGGGACGGACAGGAUCUCGGGCUCUACACCGGAGAAGAGGGGGCGCGGUUCAAUGAGACCGCUCUCUUGGAGGAAGGAGUUUGUUCCCUUGUUGUAAACUCGAAGGAAGUUUCUUGUUCCUUCGUGAGAAGUCUUGGAGUGCGGUAUCUCCGAGCAAAGGUGUUGAGGCUCGUGUGACUCGGGUUCUCAAGUUGUAUCGGUUUGUUAAGCACCCUUAAGCUUAACGGAGUUAGUGUAGCUCGAGAGAGUCUCUCGGGGGGCUGGAUUAGCCACAUGUUGUGGUGAACCAGGAUAAAAUCCGGUGUGCUCCUUCUUUACGCUCUUCCCUUUUUAAAAAAGGUUCAUCCUUAAAAUAAAUGCUUUUGAUGUUU